AUGCGCUGGACACCGGAAAACGAAGAUCUGCUGUGGCGGACCAUUUUCGAGACCCAGACACUGAACCUGGAUCUGGAUAAGAUUGCCGAAGGCUGGCCCGGCGAUGACAAGCCCACCGCAAAGGCUCUCAAGGAGCAUCUCGGAAAAUAUCGCAAGGGGAUCAAGUCUGGCAUAACGUUCAGUAUGAACGUGAAGCGCUCUGCGGAUGACAGUUCUGCCACACCGAGCCCCAAGAAGAGACGCGCUGCGACAAAGCAGAAGGCCAAGGGCGAGGAAAUGUCAGACAAUGGGUCUGCUGCACUAAGCCCAAGGAAGAAACGCUCAACUAGGAAGAAGAUCAAAUAUGAGGAGGUGUCGGAGGAGUCUGAUAUUGACGAUAGCAUCCCGACUGGUGGGAAGGAUGAGGAAUAG
This is a messenger RNA of Aspergillus welwitschiae, 411 nucleotides long. RefSeq lists its product as uncharacterized. Bases 1 to 411 code for a protein of 136 amino acids. Lineage: Eukaryota; Fungi; Ascomycota; Eurotiomycetes; Eurotiales; Aspergillaceae. The transcript is spliced from 3 exons. The record is from RefSeq and is a predicted model, not a curated record.